CGUCCCGGUCAUCUGCGCGUCACGGUGUAAAUACGGCGCAUGUCUGCGGGCUUUGAUAACAUCAUUCCAGUUUAUAAACCGAUUAAUUAGUAAAAAAAAAACAUGAAGAAAUUUUUCCAGGAUAUUAAGAAAGAGGUCAAGUUUAAAUCAGCGGGCCCAGGGAAAAAACUAACAGAUGAAAGCAGCGCCACGUCCCCCGUGUCCAAGGCCAGCGCCCCUCCCAAGCCUCGGCAAGUCCCCACAGAAGGAGCGCAGAUGGCGGCGGCGGCGGCGCUGUCGAGAGUUGACCAGCAACCCAAACUGCGGCCCCCCUCCUCCCAGCAAGCCAUCCGCAACCAAGUGAAGAGAGAGCUGCUGGCUGAAGCUGCUGCCGGGGUCCAUUCGAAGCCGGACGGGUCCAGCGAGGCACAGCCCUCACGCUGUCAGACAAACGGCGUUGUAUAAUAUUUCACCUGCCCGCUGACCGGAGCCACCUUAACAAAGGGCGAGCGGGAGGCUCACAUUAAAGAAGCCAUCCUCAUGAAAUUUGCUGAAGACCCGGUGGAAGCCUCUGUCAUGAUGGUGCACACGUUUAACAAGGACAGGGAGAAGGUGAAGGCAGCCGCUGAGGUCAUCGCAAAGUACAUUGAUAACAUCUGCAAAAACCCCACUGAAGAGAAAUACAGGAAAAUCCGAUUGCAGAAUAAAAUCUUCCAGGAGAGGGUGAGCUGUCUCGAGGGCACCCAGGAAUUCCUUCAGUCCAUCGGCUUUGAGAAUCAACGACUGCCUGUGCCUGGACAAGAGGACUGUGAGGAUGUCCUGGUGCUGAGGGAGGAGGCUCUGUCCCGGCUCCAGACUCUGCAGGAGAGCAGGGACAGGCUGCUGGGGGCUGAGCCGCUCAAGGCCAGGCUGCACAGACAGAGCCAGGUCUACAAGCCCUCUCCCCAGGCCUCACGCUUCGAGCUGCCCCCCGACUUCUACAGCCUGACCGCGGAGGAGCUAAAACGAGAGCAGCAACUCCGGAGCGAUGCUGUGGAGAGAAACGCUAUGCUGCGCACCAAAGCCAUGAGAGAGCGAGAUGAGCAGAGAGAGAUGAAAAAAUACAACUACACCCUGCUGAGGAUACGCCUACCCGACGGGAACCUGCUGCAAGGCACGUUCUUUGCUCGGGAGCGUGUCUCUGCUCUGUAUGAGUUUGUGCGUGACUCCCUGCUGAACGGCUGGCAGCCCUUCUUGCUGAUUGCACCAGGGGGCCAGAGACUGACGGACGAGAGCCUGGCCUUCAAUGAGUGCGGCCUGGUCCCGGCGGCUCUCCUCACGCUCUCCUGGGAUGCCGCGGUCCAGGCUGAUAUCGAAGCAGCUGGAGCUCAGAGCUUAGACGUGCUGAAACCUGAACUCAUGGGCAGCAUCCAGACCCUCUCAUGAGGGAGACCAGAGUCAUGUAUCCUGCCUGCCUGACUCCCUCCCUCCAUCCCCAAACACACAUAGUUCAUGAUUCCUGCUCAACUCUCUGUGAACGGAUGUUACUGAAACCUACAAGUUCACCUUUCAAACCUGAUACUGUACUUCCACCUCAGACUCUUCUGCCUUUCUUAACCUCCCUGUUGUAGCUCUGAGUCACUCGAACCUGCUUUCUUUCACACUGCAGCCCAGCCCUUCCCUCAAACCUCCUGUCAUGACUGCAGCUGGGAGAGUGCAGCCUUCCUGUCUCUCCCCAUACUUCACAACCCAGUGCUUUUCCACCCAGCCAAUCAGGGCCUCUGAAUGACUAAAAAAGCCUUUGGUCAACUGGAACCCAGAUCCUCUACGCUGCAGUCCUGUGCUCUGGAGAAGCUUAAACUGUUCACAGUACCAUUAGCAGACAUGCUUUUAUAUCACAGGAUGCCUCCUGAACACUGGAAACAAGCAGCCCCUGCUUUGUAACGGCACACUGUAUCGAGCUGAUUGACCAUCGUUGUAUUAUUAAUUAAAGCUUUGCUUUUUUUUAUUUGCAUUAAAUCCAUUAAAAUAAA
Polyodon spathula (Mississippi paddlefish) is the source of this 1991-nucleotide messenger RNA. It is a transcript of the gene ubxn6, whose product is annotated as UBX domain protein 6. Gene Ontology annotation, cellular component: cytoplasm. The record is from RefSeq and is a predicted model, not a curated record. Gene Ontology annotation, molecular function: protein binding. NCBI's taxonomy places the organism in Eukaryota, Metazoa, Chordata, Actinopteri, Acipenseriformes, Polyodontidae. The transcript is spliced from 11 exons.